AGCACUCAGUAGCAGCUAAGACCGGAGGUUGUUUCCCGGGUCGUUCCCUGGUGACGCUGGAAGACGGGAGCAGCAGGGUGGUUCAGGACCUCCAGCCGGGCGACCGUGUCCUGUCCUCCUCGGGGGUUGAUGGGAGCGGAGGUGAGCUUGUCUACAGUGAGUUCCUGACCUUCCUGGACCACGAGCCUGCUGUCAGGAAACAGUUCUACGUGUUGGGAACAGAGACGGGAGUGAACCUGACCCUCACCGCGGCUCAUCUCGUGUUCGUGACCGAGGGUAACUGUUCAGUGGGGGAGUCGUCCAAAGGGGUUGUCACGCGGACUAUGUACGCCAGCGACGUACGGCCAGGGCAGUGUGUGCUGACCGCAGGUGGAGACAAGGGACCACAAGCCCACCUCUCCCCAGUCGCCUGGACCCACAUCCAGGUGGACACUGGGGCCUUCGCCCCCCUGACACGCCACGGCUCACUGGUGGUGGACGGUGUUUUAGCCUCGUGCUAUGCUGCUAUGGACCAGCACCACCUAGCGCACUGGGCUUUUGGUCCCCUCCGCCUGCUGUACAGCUGGACUGGGCUAGGGACUAUACAAGGAGACGGACUACACUGGUACUCACGGGUCCUAUAUUGGAUAGGAACGUUCCUACUGGACCCUGGACACUUCCACCCCUGGGGGUGGUCACAAAUGAUGUGGAGAGAUAGAGAGUGAGAACAGAGAGACAGGGUAGAGAACAGAGAGGCAGGGAAGAGAACAGAGAGACGGUAGAGAACAGAGAGACAGGGUAGAGAAACAGAGAGACAAGGUAGAGAACAGAGAGAACAGAGAGACAAGGUAGAGAACAGAGAGACAGGGUAGAGAACAGAGAGACAAGGUAGAGAAUAGAGAGAACAGAGAGACAAGGUAGAGAACAGAGAGACAGGGUAGAGAACAGAGAGACAGGGUAGAGAACAGAGAGACAGGGUAGAGAACAGAGAGACAGGGUAGAGAACAGAGAGACAGGGUAGAGAACAGAGAGACAGGGUAGAGAACAGAGAGACAGGGUAGAGAACAGAGAGACGGUAGAGAACAGAGAGACAGGGUAGAGAACAGAGAGACAGGGUAGAGAACAGAGAGACAGGGUAGAGAACAGAGAGUCAGGGUAGAGAACAGAG
Messenger RNA from Oncorhynchus masou masou (cherry salmon), 1147 nucleotides. Its product is annotated as indian hedgehog B protein-like. The annotation marks the transcript as partial. The transcript has a single exon. NCBI's taxonomy places the organism in Eukaryota, Metazoa, Chordata, Actinopteri, Salmoniformes, Salmonidae. Gene Ontology annotation, molecular function: calcium ion binding; patched binding. The record is from RefSeq and is a predicted model, not a curated record. Gene Ontology annotation, biological process: multicellular organism development; protein autoprocessing; intein-mediated protein splicing.